AAGUACCCUUGUGGCAAAAUUGCUGUGGUAAGGAAAAAAAGGUCUGUUCUUUCACCCACUGACCAUAGCAAUGGAAUGAGUGAUCAAGAAGACCCUGCUGCAAACGAAACGAGCACAGAGGAGGACUUUGCAAUUACCACAGAAAGCCCAACGCCUCCACCUGACAACAGAACCAGCAGCAAGACUCCGUAUGUCGAUACCAGGAUAGUUGGUGGGGAUGAGUGUCUUCCUGGCCAGUGCCCAUGGCAGGCUGUUCUGUUAAACGAGGAAGGAGAAGAGUUUUGUGGUGGAACGAUUCUGAAUGAAAAUUUCAUACUUACUGCAGCUCAUUGCAUAAACCAAUCCAAAGAAAUCAAAGUUGUUGUUGGUGAAGUGGACAGAGAGAAGAAAGAGCAGUCUGAAUCAAUGCACACUGUGGACAAAAUAUUUGUUCAUUCCAAAUUUAUUGUUGAGACUUAUGAUAAUGACAUUGCUUUAUUAAAGCUGAAGGAACCUAUCAGGUUUUCAGAGUACGUCAUCGCAGCAUGUCUCCCCAAAGCAGACUUUGCUAAUGAAGUUCUGAUGAACCAAAAAUCUGGGAGGGUUAGUGGCUUUGGGCGGGAAUAUGAUGGUGGACAGCUCCCAAAGAAACUGAAGGUCCUUGAACUCCCAUAUAUUAAUAGGAGCACUUGCAAAGAAUCCACUUACUUUGCAGUAACUGAGAACAUGUUCUGUGCUGGUUAUGACACAGAGCAAAAGGAUGCUUGCCAAGGAGACAGUGGUGGCCCCCACGUGACCAGAUAUAAGGAUACUUAUUUUGUUACUGGAAUAGUUAGCUGGGGCGAAGGAUGUGCAAGGAAAGGCAAAUAUGGUGUCUAUACCAAACUGUCCCGGUUCUUGCGCUGGGUAACAACAAUCAUGAAUUUGUAGUGGUGUGCUGUGUCCCUUGAUCCUCCUUGUUAGCUGCCAAGGUGCAGGAUUGGAAAUGGAAACUUUCUUUUUCUGCAUAUCUGUUAAGUUGGAUUUGAGAUCUGAUUCCUUAAAUUACAAUUGCUUCCAUUCAUAUUAUUCCUGGCUUUAAAGCACCCCUCUGUGGUCUGUGAAGGUCUUUGGAAUUGGUUGAAUGAAGGAAUUUCCCCAAGCAAAAAGGCUGCUGAGUGGGGGCUUUGGCUUCUUUUAUUGAUCAAUGUCCAUUUUGGUCCCUAUGUGUUGUCACGAGUGCUCCAACCAGAAGCUCCUAAACAUAUUCUGAACAGUGACUAGUCAUGAUGAAAGCAGGAAGGAUGGGAGUCACUUAAUCCUCAUAUUGCAGCCAUCUGGCUCAGCAGGGAGAUUGUCCAUACUGGUGUUGUUUAGCUUCUACCUUCAGAUGUGUUCAGAAGAUCAAGGGAGCAGGAGAUCUUGGGUGGCAAAGGCUGAGACACAAUUAAGUAAUCAAUACGUGAUGCUAAAGAAUCACAUGUUCCACAAAAUGGCCUGCUCAGAUCACAGCAGCUCUUUAAACAGGGGUUUUGCUUUAUAAGGAUUGUACUUUAUUCUAGUUUAAUUUUUACACUCUGCUCAUCAGAAAAAAUAUAUGUGCACAUUCACUCUUUUCUGUAUCUUGUUCUGGAUUGUGUAUGACUGAGGACUGGAAAACUCCUUGCAUGUGUAUUGUUCUAGAUGAUUCUGUUAGGUGCUAUAUUGAUGUACACCAGCAUUUGAAAUAAAACAUUCUUUCUUUUUU
Messenger RNA from Pyrgilauda ruficollis (rufous-necked snowfinch), 1705 nucleotides. RefSeq names its product coagulation factor X-like. Gene Ontology annotation, biological process: proteolysis. The record is from RefSeq and is a predicted model, not a curated record. The transcript is spliced from 3 exons. Lineage: Eukaryota; Metazoa; Chordata; Aves; Passeriformes; Passeridae. Gene Ontology annotation, molecular function: serine-type endopeptidase activity. Bases 76 to 909 code for a protein of 277 amino acids.